Molecule: messenger RNA, 1583 nt
Organism: Culex quinquefasciatus (southern house mosquito)
Lineage: Eukaryota; Metazoa; Arthropoda; Insecta; Diptera; Culicidae
Exons: 6
Coding region: 6-1583 (525 amino acids)
Molecular function (GO): zinc ion binding
Source: RefSeq, a predicted model, not a curated record
AAAAAAUGGAUUCAUCAGAUUUCGGAGCGGAGCAUUCGACCGAGGAUUUUGGUGUGUCCCUGGCAGAUAUUAUUGACUACAUCGGUGAGGCAUCUCGGCCGCUCAAGGAAGGAAGUGCAGUGUUUGAUGCCAACCAUGUGCGGAGUAUAGGUUACACGAUCAAUCGGCUAGGUCGGAGGGAAGUUGUUGCUCGAGUGACCAGAAGCUCUAAUCCCAGGGAGAAACCGCAUGAGGUUGUGUUGAAGCUCGGAACGGAUAUAUCCGGUUGGGUACUGAAAUGUUCGUGCAGGGCAGGAACGCAGAAAUGCAAACAUGUAAUUGCAUGCCUUUUGCACUUAGAAAAGGACCCCAUGCUGGAGUACAUGUCUUGUACUGACAUAAAACAAGCGUGGGGAACAACUAAAAGCGAGAAACGGGCAGAAUGGGACGCCAAGCGCGUUUCAGAUAUGUGCUGUGUUCCCAAACAAAAACCGUUGAAUACCAGUGAUGUUGAAACCCUCGAAGACAUUUUAAAAACAAGUUUCUCACGAAUUUUAAAUGUGUCAAAAAACUCUGCCAUAUUUAAGCAUACUUCUGGAAGAUACUUAAAUAUUCCAAAAAUUUAUCCGAAUCGUGCCAUGCAAGGAGUGAUAAGUGAUUGCCUAACAAUGGAAGAACUCGAAAGUUACCUAACCAAACCUUCAUCCGUCGUGCUCAACGUUGCCUAUUCGAUACUGCAAGAUGAGGAAGAAUAUUACAACAGGAAUAUUCGGUUGAGCUUGCAACGAGUCAUAGAAUUAGCAGUUGAAACGCAAGAGCAAAAUACGAAUUUGUGGAAAAUCCUUCGUUCUAAGAGAAUCACCGCAAGUUCCGCUUACAAUUUAUUCACAUAUUUGAGCAACAAAAAUCCUGAUUGGGAGAAAAAGAUUUCCCAGUAUUGGGAAGUCAAAGCUCUUAAGGUGGCCGCUACGAAACAUGGAAAAGAUACCGAGCCGUUGGCGUUUGCUUGUUAUCGGCGCGAGAACCCUAAUGUGAAAAAAUGUGGACUUGUAAUUCACCCGACUGAGGGCUGGAUUGCCGGUUCCCCGGAUGGGUUUGAUCCAUCCUCUGGCAUUAUAUUAGAGAUCAAAUGUCCCAUGAAUAAGGAAGCGACACUUGCCGAAAUUCUUACAUCAAAAACCGUUAACAGUUACAUUAAAAAGUGCCCAAAUAGUGAAAACUUUGAGUUGAAUAGGCGUCAUGUAUAUUAUUGUCAGGUACAAAUUAAUAUGUACAUUCUAAAUUGUAUUAUCAGUCACUUUAUUAUAUAUUCUGCCAAAGAUGAUAAAUAUCAGUUGCUAGAAGUACCAUUUGAUAAAGAAUUUGUGUCGGUAGUAGUGAGUGGACUCAAAAAAUUAUAUUUCGAGAAAAUGCUCAAAAAAUUAACAAAUGAUGGGAUUGCAUUCGACUUAAGCCGAGGAGUCAACAUCGAGUGGCAGUUGCAGAAUCAGAAGGGACAGCAGAAAUUUCCCCCGGUCAACGACGUGGAGAGGUCGCCGAAAUGGCUCGGGCCGUCGCAGGAACGGGACGGAUUGUCGCUGCAGGCCAUCAAGGAAGAACGUUAG